AUGGAAGGGCCUCCCUCUUCUUCCGGCUCACCUACGACCGCGCUCGCAUCUGACGACGUGUCGAUGAAUCCACGUCUACCACCCGAUGUCGCCUGUACCUCGCCGCCGCGCGCGACGCCUCGUCCAACGAUGGCAGACGUUCUUGCUACGCAAGACAAUAUCCGCCGUGACCCCGCCGAGGAUGAUGCUGCACGCCGUCGCGUGGAGACGCCGAAGCCUCUCGCUAGUGACAUCGAAUGGAUCGAGCAUCAAUAUGCCACUGGAGGUGAUUGGUCGUUCAUCGCGUCUCGAAUCGACCAGGCGAGGCCCUAUGCUCUGCCUCGCGCCAAGUACGACAUGGUGAUUGCUACUGGUCGGACGCUCGCGAAGACUCCGCUCCAGAAGAUCAUGGUGUCACUUUCGGGUAAACACCACGGCAAUGACUCGCUUGAAGAUCUCUACCGUAGCCACGAGAUUGGCCAAAUCUCAAAAAUGCCUGGUGGUGACCUCCGUAUUAAGGUGAAGUCGAGGGAGGCUUGCUUACGACUCGAGCGCACGAAGGUGAACAUCCUCGGUGGUGUUUAUACUUUCAAGGAGUUCGACGUCCUCGGUGGCAAGUACUACAUCGAUAUCUCCAACAUGGACUCGGAUACGGACACCCAACUGAUUCUCCAUCGCCUAUUCCUGCUUGGCUGCAAGCCGGUGUACGACACUUUUCGUGAGGUAAACCUAGCGACUGGUAUCACGUCUGCCACUUGGCGCGUGUACUUCCUGACUGAGUUCAUGUCCACGUGCGCUGAUCUUGAACGGCAGUGUCUGUGA
Hyaloperonospora brassicae is the source of this 801-nucleotide messenger RNA. The record is from the annotation of a GenBank genome assembly. NCBI's taxonomy places the organism in Eukaryota, Oomycota, Peronosporomycetes, Peronosporales, Peronosporaceae.